AAGCUUAGUGAUUCCUUUCCCCGUGCUAUAAAAGCAGGGGAGACCAAGAUCUGCUCAUUAUUUGGUUUGUAGUAAUAUACUACAGACCAAUCACGGUACAGAUGGGCUAACAAAGUCCUUCGUCUGUUUUGCGGCGGUUUCUAGUGAAUUUCUUUAGUUGUUUACCUCAAGGGAAGCGGUUCUCGUGAGCUCUUUGGUUGCUUUUUCUUUCAAAAGCCUUGUGGACUCCAAAUGCAAGACCAAAAUAAGUUAGCAUCACGGGCCUAGACGUGUUCACCGAGAAAAGAUUCCAGAUUGUCCACCCGUCUUCGCAUAGCUUGGACGUACCAGUGGUCACCCGGACUGACUAUCUCUUGGUGGACAUUGGCCAGUACAUGUCUCUGAUGGACGAUAAAGGUCACCUGCGUGCUGACCUCAAAGCUCCUGACGACGAACAUGGUCAGCUGAUGAGAGACAAAAUUGCGGGAAACACGGACGAGAGUAUUCUGGUCACCGUGCUAUCUGCAAUGGGAGAGGAGAUUGUGGUUGGAGUAAAAACGGACAAGAACUAAACUCUCAACCCAUUGAGCCCUCUCUGGCCACGCUGACUACUGAGUCACUGUCUCUUCCGUGUUGUCUGUUCCGGCCCCGCCCCUGGCAUAACCUUUAACCUUUCGCCAUACGUGCACGUUUUGUCACAAAAGUUGUACGCGAAACACUGGCGACCAGCACUAGUGUGGUGUGAAAAAGGCAAAAAAAUAGAAGAAAGAAAGAAACAAUCCAAAAGCAUUCGUGGAUGUUGAAACAAAUUAAAAUGGAGCAGCAAAUAGUGUAGAAACCUUUUCGGGUAGAAAAAGCAAACUCUGUAGAUUGACAUAUCAGCUUGUAAAAAAAAUAUGUAUCCAGAAGAACAACAAAAACCCACCAUGCCUUCCUUCGAUGUUAUCCGAACCCGAAAACUCAGAAUUACUAGGUAGAAAUAUCUUCUCUGCGAGAAAGAUGGUAGAAUCAAAUCGUCAAUACACUCUUCCAGCCAGCAUUCAGGAAGGAUACUCUGUUUAUGAAAUGGAAAUACAAUUUGUCAGGCAAUUCAGUCCCGUCUGACAAUGUUAACUGCGAUUUAAAAAAUACUCAUUGACAGAAAAAGAUUACUUAAAUUUCCCAGAUAAAAGUUAUUAUUAACAUGUUCAGUUUUGUAUUUUCUAUACUAUCUUAUACGUGGAUACUCUUUGGCAACUGUUAGCUGCUGAAAUAUUGUUUCCUCCUCACUAAGUUAGUGUAUUAUACCCACGGAUGCCUGCUUACUUUUUUCAAAACUUGAAAGCUAAAUGUACUCAUAGAAGUUUUGGCUGUAAAUGAAUGUGCAUUGAGGCUAGAUCAAUAAAGUUGUGUAAUUCCCCCAUGA
Aplysia californica (California sea hare) is the source of this 1384-nucleotide messenger RNA. Its product is annotated as eukaryotic translation initiation factor 5A-1. Gene Ontology annotation, biological process: positive regulation of translational termination; positive regulation of translational elongation. Lineage: Eukaryota; Metazoa; Mollusca; Gastropoda; Aplysiida; Aplysiidae. The record is from RefSeq and is a predicted model, not a curated record. Gene Ontology annotation, molecular function: ribosome binding; translation elongation factor activity; RNA binding.